Molecule: messenger RNA, 4478 nt
Organism: Pieris napi
Lineage: Eukaryota; Metazoa; Arthropoda; Insecta; Lepidoptera; Pieridae
Exons: 15
Coding region: 79-4428 (1449 amino acids)
Source: RefSeq, a predicted model, not a curated record
AUAAAAGCACGAAAUAAUUGUGAUCAAAUCAUAGUUUGAGUUACGGUCAUAAACGGAUCAUAAGAUCCUUUGGCCAAGAUGAUUCUCACUUUCGUGCUCUUCGUUUUAAGCAUACUGCAUGCUCAUGCUGCUCCUCAAGACCCUGGCUUUCAAUGGCCUGUACCAGAUGAUGAUGUAGAAUACGACGUGACCACCACAAAGACGUUGGAUCGAUUCGGUCAUCCAAUUUAUACCGUGAACAUGGUACCGAUUGAAUACGGCGGUGUAACACAUGGUUACUCAACGGCAAACGCUCAAUCGCAGGGGUCGUCAUAUGGCGGUGACCAAGCCGAAAGUUACCGUAAUGGUAAUUCCGGUUACGACGCAUACUCUCAAAACAAUGGACAGGCCAAUAGUGCUGCAACCUCUGGAAGCAGCUAUUUGGCAAAUCAUGGACCAGGAAGCAGCUAUGUGAAAUCUGCCAAUUCAAGAGCAAAUUCACAGAGCGCUUCAAGCAAUUCUCAAAACAGUUUUAAUAGUUAUAAUGGUGCACCAGUUCCUCUGAAUUAUUAUAAUCAAUAUUAUAACCCACCACCGUACGUACCUCCAACUUCAUACCCUCCUCAAGCAGUACCAGCUUACCCACCAUUUGCAUACCAAGGGUAUCCACCCAACUUCUAUCCCGGGAAUACACCCAGAACUCCCCCGUUCUACCCUGGCUUCAAAAAUCCCAACUACCCCGUUCAUACGAUUCCUAAUAAUCCCAUCCCAAUAGUCCCCUUAACUCAACCAGUACAACGUGUUCCAGUUCAAUUACCUAUAUCCCAAAGUGUUCCAAUAGCAAGGCCAUUGCCUCCAUUGACUCCAGUCAGUCCUGUUUCUCAACUACCCUUACGUCAGCCCAUUGUACCAAGUGUUCAAAUACCAAUAAAUACAGCUCAAGCAACAACCUACACUAGCAAUGCGUCUGGAAACGCUUAUGCCACAAGCUCUACGCCUAUAAGGGGAUCUAAUAGUUACAACUAUGGAACUAGCUUUGCCGCUGGCUCAGGAUCAGGCAUAGGCGCAACCUCCACUGGAAACACAGAAGGAACUAGCUCUGCCACUGGUUCAGGAUCAGGCUCUAGCUCUACAUCUAGUGGAAACACAGGAGGAACUAGCUCUGCCGCUGGCUCAGGAUCAGGCUCUGGCUCAUCCUCUACUGGAAACAACGGAGGAAAUAGCUAUGCCGCUGCUCUGCCGCUGGCUCAGGAUCAGGCUCUGGCUCAUCUUCUACUGGAAACAACGGAGGAAAUAGCUCUGCCGCUGGCUCAGGAUCAGGGUCUGGCACAUCCUCUACUGGAAAAAACGGAGGAAAUAGCUCUGCCGCUGGCUCAGGAUCAGGCUCUGGCUCAUCCUCUACUGGAAACAACGGAGGAACUAGCUCUGCCGCUGGCUCAGGAUCAGGCUCUGGCUCAUCCUCUACUGGAAACAACGGAGGAACUAGCUCUGCCGCUGGCUCAGGAUCAGGCUCUGGCUCAUCCUCUACUGGAAACAACGGAGGAAAUAGCUCUGCCGCUGGCUCAGGAUCAGGCUCUGGCUCAUCCUCUACUGGAAACAACGGAGGAACUAGCUCUGCCGCUGGCUCAGGAUCAGGCUCUGGCUCAUCCUCUACUGGAAACAACGGAGGAAAUAGCUCUGCCGCUGGCUCAGGAUCAGGCUCUGGCUCAUCCUCUACUGGAAACAACGGAGGAAAUAGCUCUGCCGCUGGCUCAGUCUCAGGGUCUGGCACUAGCUCUGGCGGAAACAAAGGAGGAACUAGCUCUGCCGCUGGCUCAGGAUCAGGCUCUGGCUCAUCCUCUACUGGAAACAACGGAGGAACUAGCUCUGCCGCUGGCUCAGUCUCAGGGUCUGGCACUAGCUCUGGCGGAAACAAAGGAGGAACUAGCUCUGCCGCUGGCUCAGGAUCAGGCUCUGGCUCAUCCUCUACUGGAAACAACGGAGGAACUAGCUCUGCCGCUGGCUCAGUCUCAGGGUCUGGCACUAGCUCUGGCGGAAACAAAGGAGGAAAUAGCUCUGCCGCUGGCUCAGGAUCAGGCUCUGGCUCAUCCUCUACUGGAAACAACGGAGGAACUAGCUCUGCCGCUGGCUCAGGAUCAGGCUCUGGCUCAUCCUCUACUGGAAACAACGGAGGAAAUAGCUCUGCCGCUGGCUCAGGAUCAGGCUCUGGCUCAUCCUCUACUGGAAACAACGGAGGAACUAGCUCUGCCGCUGGCUCAGGAUCAGGCUCUGGCUCAUCCUCUACUGGAAACAACGGAGGAAAUAGCUCUGCCGCUGGCUCAGGAUCAGGGUCUGGCACUAGCUCUGGCGGAAACAAAGGAGGAAAUAGCUCUGCCGCUGGCUCAGGAUCAGGCUCUGGCUCAUCCUCUACUGGAAACAACGGAGGAAAUAGCUCUGCCGCUGGCUCAGGAUCAGGCUCUGGCUCAUCCUCUACUGGAAACAACGGAGGAAAUAGCUCUGCCGCUGGCUCAGUCUCAGGGUCUGGCACUAGCUCUGGCGGAAACAAAGGAGGAACUAGCUCUGCCGCUGGCUCAGGAUCAGGCUCUGGCUCAUCCUCUACUGGAAACAACGGAGGAAAUAGCUCUGCCGCUGGCUCAGGAUCAGGCUCUGGCUCAUCCUCUACUGGAAACAACGGAGGAAAUAGCUCUGCCGCUGGCUCAGGAUCAGGCUCUGGCUCAUCCUCUACUGGAAACAACGGAGGAACUAGCUCUGCCGCUGGCUCAGGAUCAGGCUCUGGCUCAUCCUCUACUGGAAACAACGGAGGAAAUAGCUCUGCCGCUGGCUCAGGAUCAGGCUCUGGCUCAUCCUCUACUGGAAACAACGGAGGAACUAGCUCUGCCGCUGGCUCAGGAUCAGGCUCUGGCUCAUCCUCUACUGGAAACAACGGAGGAAAUAGCUCUGCCGCUGGCUCAGGAUCAGGGUCUGGCACUAGCUCUGGCGGAAACAAAGGAGGAACUAGCUCUGCCGCUGGCUCAGGAUCAGGCUCUGGCUCAUCCUCUACUGGAAACAACAGAGGAAAUAGCUCUGCCGCUGGCUCAGGAUCAGGCUCUGGCUCAUCCUCUACUGGAAACAACGGAGGAACUAGCUCUGCCGCUGGCUCAGGAUCAGGGUCUGGCACUAGCUCUGGCGGAAACAAAGGAGGAACUAGCUCUGGCUCUGGCUAUGGAUCAGGCUAUGGCUCUAGCUCUGGCGGAAACACAGGAGGAACUAGCUCUGGCUCUGGCUAUGGAUCAGGCUUUGGCUCUAGCUCUGGCGGAAACACAGGAGGAACUAGCUCUGGCUCUGGCUAUGGAUCAGGCUAUGGCUCUAGCUCUGGCGGAAACACAGGAGGAACUAGCUCUGGCUCUGGCUAUGGAUCAGGCUUUGGCUCUAGCUCUGGCGGAAACACAGGAGGAACUAGCUCUGGCUCUGGCUAUGGAUCAGGCUAUGGCUCUAGCUCUGGCGGAAACACCGGAGGAACUAGCUCUGGCUCUGGCUAUGGAUCAGGCUUUGGCUCUAGCUCUGGCGGAAACACAGGAGGAACUAGCUCUGGCUCUGGCUAUGGAUCAGGCUAUGGCUCUAGCUCUGGCGGAAACACAGGAGGAACUAGCUCUGGCUCUGGCUAUGGAUCAGGCUCUGGCUCUAGCUCUGGCGGAAACACAGGAGGAACUAGCUCUGGCUCUGGCUAUGGAUCAGGCUUUGGCUCUAGCUCUGGCGGAAACACAGGAGGAACUAGCUCUGGCUAUGGAUCAGGCUAUGGCUCUAGCUCUGGCGGAAACACAGGAGGAACUAGCUCUGGCUCUGGCUCAGGAUCAGGCUCUGGCUCAUCCUCUACUGGAAACAACGGAGGAAAUAGCUCUGCCGCUGGCUCAGGAUCGGGCUCUGGCUCAUCCUCUACUGGAAACAACGGAGGAAAUAGCUCUGCCGCUGGCUCAGGAACAGGGUCUGGCUCAUCCUCUACUGGAAACAACGGAGGAACUAGCUCUGGCUCUGGCUAUGGAUCAGGCUUUGGCUCUAGCUCUGGCGGAAACACAGGAGGAACUAGCUCUGGCUAUGGAUCAGGCUAUGGCUCUAGCUCUGGCGGAAACACAGGAGGAACUAGCUCUGGCUCUGGCUAUGGAUCAGGCUUUGGCUCUAGCUCUGGCGGAAACACAGGAGGAACUAGCUCUGGCUCUGGCUAUGGAUCAGGCUCUGGCUCUAGCUCAGGUGGAAACAUUGGCGGCUGGGGUUCUGGUUCAAGUUCAGGGAGUAGCACUGGGUCUGGCGUGGGUGUUACAGUUAUCGAACCAGUCAUCCCCGGAAUUGUACAUUACCCGCAAUCAAAGGGCAAACUGUGCAUUUGCUUCGGUAGCUACUUUGAGAUGCCAGCAGUCCUUCGCAAUCAAUUUAGAUUUUACUAAACCGAUAUCUAGAAGUAAGCAAGCAUUUUAAAAAUCAAUCUAUGUAUUGAACCAAAAAUAUUAAUAAAUGAAUAAUGAAAU